CCAGCCCGGGCCUCACCCCUCCUCCCCGCCCCCCCGCCCCCCCAGCCCCACAUACAAGUGGAAGCGGCAGGUGACCCAGCGGAACCCGGUGGGGCAGAAGAAGCGCAAGAUGUCGCUGCUGUUCGACCACCUGGAGCCCAUGGAGCUGGCGGAGCACCUCACCUACCUGGAGUACCGCUCCUUCUCCAAGAUCCUGUUUCAGGACUACCACAGCUUCGUGACGCACGGCUGCACGGUGGACAACCCUGUGCUGGAGCGCUUCAUCUCCCUGUUCAACAGCGUCUCCCAGUGGGUGCAGCUCAUGGUGCUCAGCAAGCCCACGGCACCCCAGCGCGCCCUGGUCAUCACGCACUUCGUGCACGUGGCAGAGAAGCUGCUGCAGCUUCAGAACUUCAACACGCUGAUGGCCGUGGUCGGGGGCCUGAGCCACAGCUCCAUCUCCCGCCUCAAAGACACCCACAGCCACGUCAGCCCGGACACCGUCAAGGUGCUUGGGGGCCGGGGAGGGGCCUGGGCUUCCCCUCCGCCCCCUUCUCGGCCGCGGGGCCUGGGGCUGGGCCUGAUUGCCCGCCUUCGCGGUGGAGGAAACUGA
Messenger RNA from Perognathus longimembris pacificus (Pacific pocket mouse), 592 nucleotides. RefSeq names its product RAS guanyl-releasing protein 2-like. Gene Ontology annotation, molecular function: guanyl-nucleotide exchange factor activity. Gene Ontology annotation, cellular component: plasma membrane. The coding region runs from base 110 to 592 and encodes 160 amino acids. The transcript has 3 exons. The record is from RefSeq and is a predicted model, not a curated record. Gene Ontology annotation, biological process: Ras protein signal transduction; positive regulation of GTPase activity. NCBI's taxonomy places the organism in Eukaryota, Metazoa, Chordata, Mammalia, Rodentia, Heteromyidae.